Gadus chalcogrammus (walleye pollock) is the source of this 486-nucleotide messenger RNA. It is a transcript of the gene pvalb7, whose product is annotated as parvalbumin 7. The record is from RefSeq and is a predicted model, not a curated record. The coding region runs from base 157 to 486 and encodes 109 amino acids. Gene Ontology annotation, cellular component: nucleus; cytoplasm. Lineage: Eukaryota; Metazoa; Chordata; Actinopteri; Gadiformes; Gadidae. Gene Ontology annotation, molecular function: calcium ion binding. The transcript has 5 exons.
ACUACGUGUAGAACUUAUCACCCAAAAUAAACUGCCAGCGAGGAGCGGUGAGGAGAGCACCGGGCGGACGGAGAGAGAGAAGGAGAGACGCAGAAGGAGAGAGAGAGAGAACAGGGAGGGAGAGACAACGGUGUGUUUGACGGCGGGUGCAGGAAAAUGGCCAUGACGGAUCUGUUGAAAGCGGAGGAUAUCAAGAAGGCUCUGGAUGCCUUUGCAGUGGCGGACUCGUUUGACCACAGGAAGUUCUUUGAGCUGGUGGGGAUGCGGGCCAUGGAGGCGGACAGCGUGAACAAGGUGUUCCAGGCCCUGGACGUGGACGCCAGCGGCUAUAUCGAGGAGGAGGAGCUGAAGUUCGUCCUGAAGGGGUUCUCCGAAGAGGGCAGGGACCUGACCGACGCGGAGACCAAGAAGUUCCUUGACGCUGCCGACAAGGACGGCGACGGGAAGAUCGGCAUGGAUGAGUUCCAGGCCUUGGUGCACGAGUAG